Talaromyces rugulosus is the source of this 1623-nucleotide messenger RNA. RefSeq lists its product as uncharacterized. Gene Ontology annotation, biological process: transmembrane transport. The coding region runs from base 1 to 1623 and encodes 540 amino acids. Gene Ontology annotation, molecular function: transmembrane transporter activity. The record is from RefSeq and is a predicted model, not a curated record. The transcript is spliced from 3 exons. NCBI's taxonomy places the organism in Eukaryota, Fungi, Ascomycota, Eurotiomycetes, Eurotiales, Trichocomaceae.
AUGGGAUUAGGGGUACUAGAUGACACACAUCUCGAACAUGUUCCGGGAACAGCCCUUCUGACCGAUAUACAAGGAUCUGACACCUUGCCCUUGCGGCAUGACAAGGGAAAAGAUUCUGAUGUUCUUCUUGUGCCACAGCCAUCAAGCAGUCCAAAUGAUCCCUUGAAUUGGCCAUUAUGGAAGAAAGACCUGAUGCUCUUCGUAAUAUGCAUUGAUACCGCUGUUGUGGGCGCUUGGGGUCCUAUGAUCUCACCGGGCUAUGCCAUUAUGGCAGAGCAAUUCCAUAUGUCAUAUAACUCAUUAAAUGGUGGUCUCGGAUGGGGAGUUUUUGUUAUUGGCAUAUCCUGCUUCUUCACCCAGUCCAUGGCUGUGAUAUGGGGCCGCCGACCGGUGUUUCUGCUAGGAAACCUGUUGUUGUUCAUCAGCAGUGUAUGGGCGUACUUCGCACAUUCCUACAAGUCUCUGCUCGCAUCUCGAUUGGUUGGAUGUAUUGGAAUGUCUCCAUUUGAAGUAUUGGUUACAUCUACAAUCGCCGACUUGUAUUUCGUUCAUCAACGCGGUGUCCGACUUGCAGCAUGGGGUCUAUGUCUGUCGAUCGGUGUUGGCGGUGGCACGAUUAUAUCUGGAUACAUUAUAACGGAUCUAGGCUGGAACUGGACAUACGGAAUCUGCGCUGUCAUAUAUGGGGUUUGGAUUUUGGUUCUUUUUUUCUUUUGCCCAGAGACAGCCUAUCGCCGUCCUGUAGCCCUGAAUGUUGAUUUAGGGACGAGAGACAAGGCAGCCGAGUUGAUGGACAAUAACGACAAGGCAACGACGACAAACAUUGAGGAUGUUGAAAUGAGCGGAGACACGCCUGAUAAUGUCGAGCUGAAACAUAGCUACUGGCAUGAGUUGAAGAUUUUCCAUGACCGUGUCUCUGAUGAUGCCUUCUGGAAAGUCUUGACGCGUCCACUUUUGAUGCUGAUUUUCCCUCAAGUUUUAUUCUCUUUUUUCGCAUAUGGACUAACAAGCUCGUGGCUCAUUGUUGUGGGAAGUGUAUUGGCGCAGAUCUUCACUGCGCCACCAUAUAACUUUUCCGUGUCUGGAGUCGGCCUUGUUGCUAUCUCGCCCGUCAUAGGCUCCGUAAUCGGCGCAUUCAUAUCGGGACCUGCAGCAGAUAUGGUCAUCAAAACAAUGAGCCGGCGAAACAAUGGUAUCUACGAGCCCGAGUUCCGGUUGGUGAUUAUUGUCGUAUGCCUGAUCAUCGGUGGGAUGUCCUUUUUUGGCUUCGGAUUGUCCCUGCAAGCGGAAGAUCCAUGGAUUGGGCCAGUCGUGUUUUAUGGACUACAAUACUUUAGUGUCGGUUUCAUGUCAAUUGCAGUCUACGGCUACCUGACUGACUGUCAUCGGGACAAGGCACCCGAGGCAUUUGCGGCUAUCAAUCUCCGAAACAUCUACUCCUUCGGAAUGAAUUAUUUUGUGUCUUCGUGGAUUUCUUCCCAGGGCCCAAAAGAAGUGUUUUGUAUAAUUGGAGGGGUGCACGUGUUUAUCUGUCUAAUGGCAAUUCCGAUGUAUAUCUUUGGCAAGCGCUGCCGGAGUUGGACGAAGAGGGUUUCCAUUUUUGAAAAGGUCAUGAGAGCUUAG